Kockovaella imperatae is the source of this 1311-nucleotide messenger RNA. RefSeq lists its product as hypothetical. Gene Ontology annotation, biological process: poly(A)+ mRNA export from nucleus. Gene Ontology annotation, cellular component: nucleus. The record is from RefSeq and is a predicted model, not a curated record. Bases 1 to 1311 code for a protein of 436 amino acids. NCBI's taxonomy places the organism in Eukaryota, Fungi, Basidiomycota, Tremellomycetes, Tremellales, Cuniculitremaceae. The transcript has 3 exons.
AUGCUCAGGCGCAAAGUCUCCAACGGGCUCCUUCGAGCCACCAAAUCCAACAGCUCGUUGAGAGCUACGGCUCAGACUCAAGCUCAGAUGGUCCCUCCACUACCUCAGACGGCCAAUUUCUCAACCCUCAUUGCGAAAUCUGUCAAAGUCUCAGAGAGGGAAUGGGGAAAAGAGACUGUCGUGACGUUGAAACAGGAGCUAAAGAUGAGAGGAUUGCCCCAGACGGGUAAAAAAGCCGACCUUGUCGAACGUCUCACCAUGGCAGGCAAAGCCAUGCCUGCUGCUUCCUCGUCCUCGACCUCGACCUCGCAAUCGUCCCAGAUUCUUAGCAAGACAGCACCCCUCACCGCUCCAAAGAGCGUACCUUCCAGCUCUCAAGUCAUCGCAAAACCCACCGCUCCCGCUUCGACGCCAGUCUCAAAGUCAAAGACGCCUACACCAGUGACCCCAGCCAAGGCUAAAGCUCCUGAGAUGACGCCAAAAACCAUGGCAAAAGCUCCUGAGCCAGUCACUCCUACUCCCAUCUAUCGACUCAAGGGAUCCGGGACUACUCCGUCGAGAGCUACUGCCCCCGGUCCUCCUCAGAUGACAACGCCAGCUGCUCCACGUGUGUCCAAGAUGGCUAUGCCGCCUCCUUCCUCCUUCAGAAUGUCCACUGCCAGUCCUCGAUUAUUCUCAACUUCGGUAGUCCGCCCGGCAGCUAAAAAGUCGACUCCAGAACACUCGACAGUAUUAGAUGAUCACGUCGUGUCUACGGGCCCCAGCGUGUCUUCUCAGAAGUCGGAAGCGCCAAAAGCCGAGAAGCCUAGUCCAGAAGAGGUGACCACUGCCCCUGGCCUACCCAAGACCAAAUCUGCAGGCGAGAGCAAAGGCUUGAAUGUGAAAAUGCCCGAUCCGAGACCAGAGCCGUCGCAUGAGCAAACAAUCCCUCUCGAGCCGGACAAUUUUAAGACAGCGGCCAAGCCCAAAGAGGAGCAGUCCUCCAACUCUGGGCCAAAAGUCAUGACUGUCGCUUCUGCGUCGACACAUCACGCUGGCGGGCCUUCUCACGCUAUCCACGAGUCUGCGGACCCUACAGCCGUCGAGAGUUCCGAAUCUCUGGAGGAGAACAACAAGUCCUCGGAACGAAGUGAAGGCGGGACCGAUAAAGAUGGGCAAUAUCGGGCACCAGAACGAGAGCUUAAUGACGAAGAGAGAAGAGGACUGUAUAUUAUGGGCGGUAUCGUCGGUCUUGGCUGGCUCAUUGGAGGUCCCAAGAAGGACAAGAAGAAGAAGAAGGUUGAGACUGAGACCAAGUCUGAGAAGCAUUAG